UUUGAUAUGGCUUACAGGCGCCUUCAGAGCGUAGAAAGAAAAAUGCAACGUGACACUGAAUAUGCCCAACAGUAUAAAGAGAAAAUUGAUACCUAUAUUGCCAAAGGAUAUGCCCGCCGAUUGAGUUCAAAAGAAAAAGAUAGCAUAUCAUUAAAAUCGUUUUAUUUGCCGCACUUUGCUGUGCAUAACCCUAAUAAAAAAGGAUUACGUCUUGUAUUUGACGCUGCCGCUGAAAUAGGAAAUGUGUCACUCAAUAAAGCCUUAAUUGCCGGCCCGGAUCUCAACCAACCGCUCAUUUCGAUUUUAUUUAAAUUUCGCCAAGCUCCAUUCGCUGUGUGUGGCGACAUCGCCGAGAUGUUUCACCAAAUUUCUGUAACUGAAGAGGACCAAGCCUGUCUUAAAUUUCUUUGGAGAAAUGGUGACUCUAGUAAGCCAGUCGAGGUAUUUGUAAUGCAAAGAUUAAUAUUUGGUGCUAGCUGUUCACCCACAAUAGCACAAUACGUUAAAAAUACCAACGCAAAAAAUUUUGAGGUGGAUUACCCCAGAGCCGUUAAAGGCAUUGUAGAACGUCAUUAUGUUGACGAUUACGUCGAUUGUUUUGAUACGGAAGAAGAAGCGGCAAAAGUCGUAAAAGAAGUUAUCGAAAUACACAAAAAUGCAGGAUUUAAUUUGAGAAAUAUUUUAUCCAACUCUGAUUACGUAAAUGAGUAAUGUGGAAACUCUGUCAGCUGUGAAAAGUCAGUUAAACUGGAAGGCGACGUCGAUCGUGUUCUUGGUAUGAAUUGGGUCACAAAACAAGAUAUUUUUACCUUCAGUUUAAAGCUUCAUCGUGUUCCACAAUGCAUUUUAAAUAUGGAAAGAGUUCCCACAAAACGUGAAUUGCUAAGCCUUACCAUGUCUGUAUUUGACCCAUUUGGAUUUUUGGGAAACUUUAUGAUCUCAGCAAAAUUACUACUGCAGUCAACAUGGAAAUUGGGAUUAAAAUGGGAUCAAGAGCUACCAGAAAAUAUCUACGAACGGUGGAAAAUGUGGUUGCAAGAAUUACCCAAAGUAAAACAAUUUCAAAUGCCUCGCUGCUAUAUGAGUACGUUUAUGACAGCAGCAGUACAAUUGCAUUUAUUUGCCGAUGCAAGUGAGGAAGCCUUAUCGGUGAUAGCGUAUUGGAGAGCAGAGAUUGAAGGAAAAGUCUACUUAUCUUUUGUUUGUGCAAAAACUAGUUGUGCCCCCACACGUUAUCAUACGAUCCCGAAGCUCGAACUACAAGCCGCAACAAUGGCAGUGCGUUUAAAGGACAACAUCGUCAAGUACCACGAUGAUCGAGUCAACAUUUUUUUCUUUUGGAGCGACUCUACAACAACUAUAAGAUGGAUUCGAGGUGAUCAUACAAAAUAUAAACAAUAUGUGGCGAAUCGGGUAGCGGAGAUUAUCGAAAACACCAACAUUGCAGAAUGGCAUUGGUGCCCUGGAGAGCUAAAUCCGGCUGAUGAUGGUACAAGAGCAAAAUUUCCUCCGUUAUAUGACCCUAAAGGUAGAUGGAUAACUGGUCCAUCUUUUUUGCUACAACCCAAAUAUGAAUGGCCAGACGAGGCCAAAAUGAAUAAGAUUACUGACUCUUGUUCAGAAGAGUUGAGAGCCAAACGGAAACUUUUCCUGGUCACACAAGUGAGUAGUAUUGAAAAUAUUAUUAAUCGAUUUUCAAAUUACAGUAGGCUCAAGCGCACCAUAAGUUGGGUUCUACGCUACAUGGCAAAUAUUUUGCGAAAAAUACAACACGAGGAACUGCUCAAAGGUGAACUUUCUGCCGCUGAAGAGAAAAAUGCUGAAUUAUUUCUUUGCCGAUAUGCUCAAAAAACAGCAUAUUCAACUGAGUACGCCAUUCUUAAACAACAAGGUACAAUUUCAAAGUCUAGUGAGCUGUUGUCGCUCAAUCCCUAUAUGGACCAAGAAGGUAUAAUACGAGCAAGUGGUCGCAUACAAAACGCCGUAUUUAAAUCUGUCGAAUUAUGUCGACCCAUUAUUUUACCAAAGUCACAUAAAAUUACACUUUUAAUCUGA
This is a messenger RNA of Calliphora vicina (urban bluebottle blowfly), 2055 nucleotides long. RefSeq lists its product as uncharacterized. The coding region runs from base 778 to 2055 and encodes 425 amino acids. The transcript is spliced from 2 exons. Gene Ontology annotation, molecular function: nucleic acid binding. The record is from RefSeq and is a predicted model, not a curated record. Lineage: Eukaryota; Metazoa; Arthropoda; Insecta; Diptera; Calliphoridae.